This is a messenger RNA of Zingiber officinale, 737 nucleotides long. RefSeq names its product protein yippee-like. The record is from RefSeq and is a predicted model, not a curated record. Gene Ontology annotation, cellular component: ubiquitin ligase complex. The transcript has 5 exons. Lineage: Eukaryota; Viridiplantae; Streptophyta; Magnoliopsida; Zingiberales; Zingiberaceae. The coding region runs from base 184 to 573 and encodes 129 amino acids.
AAACAAUAAAAUGCAGCCGCUGCGGAAGAUCCCACGAUUGCAAUUGCGUGACUCUUCCUUCGUCUUCCUUACCGUACUGUGUUUACCCUUCGUACUUCUCCCUUUCUUGCAUCACCAUUGCGGUAGCUUCGUCCUCUUACUUCUAUUUGGGAACGAGCGAGCGAUAGAGAGGGAGCGAGAGAAAUGGGGCGGCUGUUUCUUGUGAGCCUGGAGGGCAAGAUCUACAGUUGCAAGCACUGCCACACGCAUCUUGCCCUCUCCGACGACAUCAUCUCCAAGUCCUUCUAUUGCAAGCAUGGGAAGGCCUAUCUCUUCAAUAAGGUUGUGAAUGUAUCUGUUGGACUUGAAGAUGAUCGGAUGAUGACAUCAGGGCUGCACACUGUUUGCGAUGUUUUCUGCGUUUGUUGUGGCUCCAUUGUUGGGUGGAAAUAUGAGGUUGCUCAUGAAAAGACCCAGAAGUACAAAGAAGGGAAGAUUGUGCUGGAGAGGUUUAAGCUCACAGGUCCAGACGGAAGUCGAUAUUGGCUAACUCAGGAUACCAGUAUCAGUGGCAGUGAUCCUGAUGAUGUAUGAUAACUAUAUGAGCUCAGAGGAAAAUACAAAGUAUUCCUGAUGUAAAUUCUCUUGAUCUUUGCUUCAAAUUAGACCAUGCGGUUUCUGGUGAUUGAACCUGUCUCAAUUACCAGCUGAAUCUGGUAUGAAAUAAAUAUAAAUUGCUUAUCGUGCAUUGCCAUUUA